AUGCCCUUCUCAGCCACGCCCACAAGCUGCGGCCUACAGCUCUUAAGGUCAUCCCCCUGGGGCUCCACCUUCAGCAACCUCCUCCAGGAUCCUUUGCUGAAUUGCCCGGUCUCAUGCCCCCCCCCCCCCCCUCCAGUGGUGUGCGGAGCGCGGUUCUCUCAGGAGCCGGCUGACCAGGCGGUGGUGCUGGGGGAACGGGUCAUCCUGUCCUGUGUCGUCUUCAACUACACCGGCAUCGUGCAGUGGACCAAGGACGGCCUGGCCCUGGGCAUCGGAGAGGACCUGCGGGCCUGGCCACGGUACCGUGUGUUAAGAGUGGUGGACGUUGGUCAGUAUAAUCUGGAGAUCACCUCAGCACAGUUGUCUGAUGACUCCCUCUACGAGUGCCAGGCCACCGAGGCCGCACUGCGCUCCCGCCGAGCCAAACUGACCGUCCUCAUCCCACCAGAUAACCCAGUGAUAGACGGCUCUCCAGAGCUGUUGCUGUUGGCCGGCGUCCCCUACAACCUGAGCUGUGUGUCCAGGGGGGCCAAACCGCCAGCCAACAUACAGUGGACACGCGACGGAAUAGCACUGGAGGGAGCCUACAGCACCACGGAGGUGCUCCCAGACAGGAAGCGGGUCACCACGCGGAGCCUCCUCCCCCUCACUCCAAAGGAUGUGGACUCUGGACGCAACUACUCCUGUGUGUCCACCAACCCAGCCGUGCCAUUGGGCAAGCACACUAGCGUCAUACUCAACGUCCACCACAAGCCCACGGUCAUUCUGUCCAUAGAGCCACGGUCAGUGCUGGGGGGAGAGAGAGUCACCUUCACCUGCCAGGCCACAGCCAACCCACCUAUCAUGGGCUACAGGUGGGCUAAAGGAGGUGUGAUUUUGGACUGGGCCAGGGAUAGUGUGUAUGUGACGCUGGUUGACCACUCCUACUUCACCGAGCCUGUGUCCUGUGAGGUGUUCAACGCUGUGGGCAGCACAAACGUCAGCAUUCUAGUGGACGUCCACUUCGGGCCGAUGCUGGUGGCGGAGUCUCCGCCCAUGGUAGUGGACGUUGGAUCGGACGUCAGCCUGAACUGCAAGUGGGCCGGCAACCCCCCCCUCACCCUCACCUGGACCAAGAAGGGCACUAGCAUGGUUCUCAGUAAUAACAAUCAGCUGCACCUGAAGUCUGUGAGCCAAGCGGACGCCGGCAAAUACGUCUGCCAGGCCAUCGUCCCCCGCAUAGGAGUGGGGAAGACCGAGGUGUCCCUCACGGUCAACGGUCCCCCCAUAAUCUCCAGUGAUGCGGUCCAGUAUGCGGUCAGAGGGGAGCGAGGAGAAAUCCGCUGCUACAUAGCCAGCACCCCCCCGCCAGACAAGAUUGUGUGGGCCUGGAAGGAGAACGUUCUGGAGAAGGAGAGGGGCACUCUACUGGAACGCUACACAGUGGAGCAGAGCAAAGCUGUACCACAGGGGGGCGCUGUUCUCUCCACACUCACCAUCACCAGCGUCAUAGAGGCCGACUUCCAGUCCACCUACAACUGCACCGCCUGGAACGCCUUCGGACCGGGAACCAUGAUCAUCACCCUCAAAGAGACAGAGCUGGUUCCAGUGGGCAUCAUCGCUGGAGGGACCGUCGGCUCCUCACUGCUGCUGCUCCUCUUCCUCACCGCCCUGGCCUUCUACCUGUACCGCCAGCGCAAACGCCGCCACCGGGGCGUGGCGCUGAAGCCGGACAUUAAGGUGGAGACGGUUAACAAGGAGACACACAGCCUGGAGGAGGAGCCUGUCAACGUUUCCACGACGACUCGCAUGGUCAAGGCCAUGUACUCUCCCUUCAAGGAGCACAUGGAGCUCAAGCCUGACACACACACCGAAACACACACACCGCAGAGCGAGGAGUACGAGCUCAAGGACCCGACCAACGGCUACUACAACGUCCGUGCGACGCCCCAAGAUGAGACUCACCCGUCGUCUCGCUCGCUGCUCUAUCAGGAGUUCCGCCCAGUCAACCCCCCACCAGCCGCCCCGGCAACCGCCGUCCCGGCAACCAACCGCAGCCUCGCCCCCAUUGGCCGCUAUGAGGUCCGCCCACAGUCCCGCCUCUCCCACCCCGGAUACUCCCACUUUAACACGGUUGCCCGGGCAACGCAGAGCAAAGCCCCGCCCAGCACAGACUUUAGUGGAGACUGCGGCCUUCUGACCUCCACCAAUCAGGUGGCCUAUGACAGCUACGCCUACCCAACCAGCUCGCAGUACACCCAGUACAGGCUGGGCUUUGCCCCGCCCCUGGAGGAAGGGCCAGCCUAUGAGAUGUACCCUACAGGACAAGGGGCGGGACAAGGCGUGGCCUCCGAGCAGCCAUCGGCCAAAUACGGAAGCGCCGCCCAUUUCCCAUACAAUACCCCGCCCACUGAACACACACACACACACACCCAGAGGAUGCAGACACACGUGUGAGACA
Molecule: messenger RNA, 2440 nt
Organism: Alosa sapidissima (American shad)
Lineage: Eukaryota; Metazoa; Chordata; Actinopteri; Clupeiformes; Clupeidae
Gene: kirrel1b
Product: kirre like nephrin family adhesion molecule 1b
Exons: 15
Coding region: 1-2436 (811 amino acids)
Biological process (GO): cell-cell adhesion
Cellular component (GO): cell-cell junction
Molecular function (GO): cell adhesion molecule binding
Source: RefSeq, a predicted model, not a curated record